GUCGCCUACUGACGUAAUACGCACUUCACCAUGGGCUCGCCAGACAAGCGCGACAGUGAAGUGAACUUGUGGGUAAAAUACACGAUCUUCUUCUUCAACUUCUUCUUCUGGCUCGCUGGCGGCGCUCUACUUGGUAUUGGUAUCUGGGCCCGCCAUGAGAAAGGCAUUGAAGCGUUUGGCAACCUUUUUACGGAUCCUGCUGCUUUGUUUAUUUUUCUUGGAUGCGUCAUGUUCAUUCUUGGAUUUUUUGGUUGUGUGGGAGCUCUCAGAGAGAAUGUCUUUCUGUUGCGCGUCUUCAUGUGGUCGUUGAUAGUGCUGUUUGUGUUUCAAGUCGGUGGCAGUAUCUCGGCGUUCGUAUUUAGGGAUAAAGUGAAGGAGGAAGUAGAGGACAAGGUGGAGGAGAUGAUGAUGAAGUACAGGGAUGAUGCUGACCUAGCUAAUCUGAUUGACUUUAUCCAAGAGAAGUUUGAGUGUUGUGGGCAGAUGGGAGCAGAAGAUUGGGGACAAUUUAAUAAGUAUUUUAACUGUUCAAGUGGUAAGUCUAUUGUAGAGCUGCCAGAGUCAUGUGGAGUGCCUUUUUCAUGCUGUAAGACAUCUGACGAGAGAGUGAACACUCAGUGCGGAUAUGGUCUUUUGGAGACUCCACACCGCAUUGCACCUUCACAGGUGAUUUGGACGCGGGGUUGUGUAGAUGCGCUCAUAGAUUGGGCAAAGAAGAACUUAAUCGCUAUUGGUGUGUCUGUGUUGGUUAUUGCUAUUAUUGAGAUCUUGGGAAUUGCCCUUUCAGGAUCACUGAUAACACAGAUUGGCAAGCAAGCUGGUUACAUAUGACCAAUUUUUGUGAUAUAUUGAUCAUGAUGAGGGAGACACAGCAAGUGUUGAGAGAAGAUGGGACGUAAAAAGUAGACAUUCGUUUAGUUUUGUUUUUGUCAAUUAGUGGUGAUGCCAUGGAAUGUGAAAUUAAUUGACAUAAUUGUAGUUGUACACUGUGUAGUCAUGAUUUGCUCGAGAGCUAG
Molecule: messenger RNA, 1016 nt
Organism: Corticium candelabrum
Lineage: Eukaryota; Metazoa; Porifera; Homoscleromorpha; Homosclerophorida; Plakinidae
Product: tetraspanin-5-like
Exons: 1
Coding region: 31-831 (266 amino acids)
Cellular component (GO): plasma membrane
Source: RefSeq, a predicted model, not a curated record